Molecule: messenger RNA, 603 nt
Organism: Mucor mucedo
Lineage: Eukaryota; Fungi; Mucoromycota; Mucoromycetes; Mucorales; Mucoraceae
Exons: 5
Coding region: 226-603 (125 amino acids)
Source: RefSeq, a predicted model, not a curated record
AACAUGACAAAAAAAAAAAAAAAAAAAAAAAAGAAGAAUCACCGUUGGGCUAUGCGGCAAUUCUAUGCCAUAUUUAUUAAAAAAUAAAACUAUAAGUGCUUGUCCUUUUUUCUCACAACCCAUGUUUGUCCUUGACGUCAUUUUGCAUAAAGUAUAUGAAGCCCCCGCCCAAAAGUACUACUGGAAAAUGGAACACCAUGUGCCAAAGAAACCUUCUGGAAUGAAAUGGUAAUCAAAUACAGUGAAGGAAAAGUUUGUGCACCAAGAAAUGUAGCUUUGCACUCUGUCGCAGAAGAUAGUUCAGAAAGAGAUCCUUACCAACUGCAGGGUUCGGAGCAAACAAGUGUAAGAUGUUUGGCACUCAUAGCUGAUACUACCCUUGACUUCACCUUUGUGUUUUUGAGAGUAAAAAGUUUCAUGUACCUCUUAAUAUUUAUUAAGUACAAUGCAAUGUUAGUAGGAUUGAGCAACUAUUACUUGGACACGUGUUAUUAUAUCUUAUUCAAUGGUAAGCGUCACUUCAAGAAAUACCCAAGACUCAAGAAAAGAAUUGGAUUGAAGCAGAUAUCGGCGGAAUUACAAAAAUGUCAAGGCCACUCAUAG